Molecule: messenger RNA, 1717 nt
Organism: Sitodiplosis mosellana (orange wheat blossom midge)
Lineage: Eukaryota; Metazoa; Arthropoda; Insecta; Diptera; Cecidomyiidae
Gene: CycJ
Product: cyclin-J
Exons: 5
Coding region: 413-1237 (274 amino acids)
Biological process (GO): regulation of cyclin-dependent protein serine/threonine kinase activity; mitotic cell cycle phase transition
Cellular component (GO): nucleus; cytoplasm; cyclin-dependent protein kinase holoenzyme complex
Molecular function (GO): cyclin-dependent protein serine/threonine kinase regulator activity
Source: RefSeq, a predicted model, not a curated record
GCCUGAGGUGGCAGCACUGUGACAGCGAUACACUGAUUUCUUUUUUCACUUUGCAUAUCGAUUGUUUAUUUGAAAUGACCAAUUCGAAUGAAAUUUGCAACUGUUGCGAAAAUAUUUCGCAGUUUUGUGCAGGUGUGAACAAGAGAGAAAUAGUCGCAUAUUGCGUCGUCAUACACUUGAUGUUAGUGUGCGUUGUUGGAAUGUAUAUAGAUGAGAUGCCCAAAAAUGCCGAUGUAAAUAAACAAACCGUUAGAAUCGCACUGUGAAAUCGAACAUUUGCAAAUCAUGAUGUUCGAUGACAUUGUUUGAAACAAAAAAAAGGUUACCAACAAAUAGGCACAUGGCAUCGAGAAAAUUAGAAGAAUAAAUCGUAAAGCAGGCCAUUUCAACAAAAAAAAAUAACAUUAUCAUUAUGCUAUCUAAGAGCGAACAGUGGUGGUGUACAGAAUACACCGAAUAUGCUGACGAAAUUCACGCCAUUCUACGCAAACGAGAAUAUGAUCGAAUCGGUUUUGAUGGGAAAGCGCCUCAAAUCAAAUGGCGAAUGCAUCUGCUACAGUAUAUUAUGGAUGUGGCAAGAAAGCACGAAUUAACGAGAGAAACCGUUCAUUUGGCAAUUUAUAUCAUGGAUAUUUUUAUGGACAACAAUAUGAUUCGAUUGUGGCGUUUGUAUUUGGUUGCAUUGACUUCUAUUCGAAUUGCGGCAAAAUUCAUAGAAAAGGAUUUUACAUCGCCACAAGUUGAGGCACUGAGCGCAAGUGUCAAUUACUCGAAACAAGAUUUCAAUAUUUUGGAGUCGAUCAUGUUGAAAAUGUUUGACUGGGAUAUUAACAUACCGACGGCGUCUACAUUCUGCGAGUACUAUGCCGAUUUUGUGGUCGAUGAAACGGACUUUGACAACAAUCAAGCAUUGUAUGACUGUUUUGAAGACUUCAAACUACACAUGAAAUCACAGGCCAUGGACUUCCUGGAUUUAGCUCUAUUUGACUUAUCGAUGCAGCACGAUGUCCAACCAUCGAAAUUGGCGGCAAUGUGUUUGGCAGCAGCGCGAUACCAUGAAUUCAGGCAUUUGAAACCCGUGUGGCCCAAUCGUCUAAUGAAAUUGACGGAAUACAAGUGGGAAUGCAUCAAAUCCGAUAUCGUCAAAUUGUUUUCCAUCAAACUGAUACCACGCGACCAAUUAAAAGCUGAACUUGACGAAAAAAUUAAUCAAGAAUCAGAUCUUGAAUUCGACUAAACUAAAAAUUGUACAAUUGUAAUUGUUAUGUUUUCCAUUCAUUUGCAUCAACAUUAUGCAUAUUGUAUAGAGACAACCACUUUGACUGGACUUUGUAAACAAAAAGGGAUAACACGUGGCGGCUGUUUUGACACUUUUGCGAAAUAGUUCAUAAACUGUUUAGAACGCCGGCGCAAAAAUUGUCUCCCAUAUGUAUACAUCUCUACUGUAUAGCUACGUAGGCAAUAUCGAUUUUUCGAAUGUCAGUCGCAAAACAUUCUGAUACAAUUCUGGUUAGGGUUGAUUAUCAUUCUUAUCAGCGUAGUCAAAGAAAGAGCUCGAAAAAAAAAAAAUUCCACACACACCUCAAUCUCAAAUUGUAUGAUUUUUCGUUUCGAGAUUUCUCGAAAUUAGUUAAUAAAACACAACACACCAUCAAUGUCAACAAAGAAAAAAGUGAAUUAAAUUUGUUACAAAUAUUUGUAAGUAAAAGAAGCCAAA